UGCAUGAAAUAAAAGGCCCUCAUCGCAUCCCUGCGCAAGUUAGGGUUCUUCAGCCGAAUAGUCAUUAGCUUGCGCUGUUCACCUCUUUUCUGCUUCUUCCGCCAUUAAUAUAUCUUCAAAGACUACACAAAUGCGAAUAAUGGGUUGGUUUGUGUGAUUCUGAUUUUUAUACAGCAGAUAUUUUCUGAGCGAGAGAAAGUAUGGAGUUUAUUGAAAACGAAAGGGUCUUAUAUUUGACCCCGAGUUUGAUACGGGGAAAAGAAGCAAUGUCUGAGGAGGCUAGUCAGCUGAUAGUCGCUUAUGAUGAUCCUUCAGAGCAGAGAUCCUUGUCAUUGGAUGAUACAAGCAGCACUGAGGAAUCACCGGGAGAAACCAAGUUACCAGAAUAUCCCAAUGAUGCAAUCCCCUACAUUGGCCAAAGAUUUGUAACCCAUGAUGCUGCAUAUAAGUUCUACAGUGAGUUUGCAAAGCAUUGUGGUUUCUCGAUCCGGCGCCAUCGGACGGAAGGAAAAGAUGGUGUUGGUAAGGGACUCACAAGACGGUACUUUGUCUGCCACCGUGCUGGCAACACCCCCGUGAAGGCUUCAAAUGAGAGUAAACCUCAAAGAAACCGUAAAUCAUCAAGAUGUGGGUGCCAAGCAUACUUGCGGAUCAGCAAGACCAUGGACUUGGGGGCCCCUGAAUGGCGUGUCACGGGCUUUGCAAAUCACCACAAUCAUGAGCUCUUGGAGCCAAACCAAGUCCGUUUCUUGCCUGCAUACCGUACUAUAUCAGACGAUGACAAGAACCGCUUAUAUAUGUUUGCUCAAACUGGCAUCUCUGUGCAGCAAAUGAUGAGGCUUAUGGAGCUUGAGAAGUGUGUGGAGCCUGGAUACUUGCCCUUCACUGAGAAGGAUGUGAGGAACCUACUUCAGUCAUUUAGAAAGGUGGAUCAGGAAGAUGAAAGCAUUGACCUUUUAAGAAUGUGCAAAAACAUCAAAGACAAGGACCCCAACUUCAGAUAUGAAUAUACCAUUGAUGCAAACAACAGGUUAGAGAACAUUGCUUGGUCCUAUGCUUCUUCAAUCCAGUCAUAUGAUAUCUUUGGUGAUGCCGUGGUGUUCGAUACAACGCAUCGCUUGACUGCCUUUGAUAUGCCGCUUGGGAUCUGGGUUGGCAUGAAUAAUUACGGCAUGCCUUGCUUCUUCGGCUGCGUGCUCUUGCGAGAGGAAAACAUGCGGUCCUUCUCAUGGGCAUUGAAGGCAUUUUUAGGGUUUAUGAAUGGGAAGGCUCCACAAACGAUCCUGACUGACCAAAACAUGUGUCUUAAAGAAGUGAUAGCAAUUGAAAUGCCAAGUACUAAACAUGCACUUUGCAUUUGGCUUAUCAUGGCAAAGUUUCCUUCUUGGUUCAAUGCUGUUCUUGGAGAAAGAUACAAUGAGUGGAAGAAUGAGUUCUAUCAGCUUUACAAUAUGGAGACAAUAGAGGAGUUUGAACUGGGGUGGAGAGACAUGGUCAAUUCCUUUGGGUUACAUACAAACAGGCACAUUUCUAGUUUGUUUGCUUUACGGACACUUUGGGCACUACCCUACUUAAGAAACCAUUUCUUUGCGGGAAUGACUGCAUCCAACCAGUCAAAGUCUAUCAAUGCCUUUAUUCAACGAUUUUUGAGUGCACAAACUCGGCUGGCACACUUUGUGGAACAAGUGGCCGUUGCUGUUGACUUCAAAGAUCAAGCAGGUGAACAACAAACAAUGCAGCAGAAUCUUCAGAACAUUUGCCUGAAAACAGGAGCACCCAUGGAAUCACAUGCAGCUACUGUACUUACACCAUACGCUUUUUGUAAGCUCCAGGAACAACUUGUCUUGGCUGCACACUAUGCUUCCUUUCAAAUGGAUGAUGGUUGUUUCCUUGUGAGGCACCACACAAAGUUGGAGGGAGGCCGCAAAGUAAUUUGGGUUCCACGAGAAGGCAUCAUAACAUGUAGCUGCCAUCAGUUUGAAUUCUCGGGGAUCCUGUGCCGGCAUGCCCUUCGGGUCCUCUCGACAGGGAACUGUUUCCACAUCCCUGAGCAGUAUUUACCCCUUCGCUGGAGUCGAAUCAAUACAUCACCAACAAAACUCCUCCACAGUACUCCAAAUGAUCAUGCAGAACGCAUUCAGGCCUUACAGUCUAUGGUAUCAACUCUCAUCACGGAAUCUGCUAAGACAAAGGAACGGUUGGAUCUUGCAACUGACCAAGUUUCCAUUCUUCUCUCUCGCAUAAGGGAGCAGCCAGCUUCGAUGCAAGGUACAAGAGAUACCAUUCACAAAACUCAUUAAUUCGUUCUUCCGAUCAUGGAAGACACUGAAUUGAUGCUUUAUACCAGAUGAAGAGUAUUUUAUUCUUUGCAAUACCAUAGGGAAGCCUGUAAAGAAAUGUGUCAACGGUGGUCAUCCGUUUGUUUCAUUUGAAAGAUAUAGAUGGGAUGGAAAGGGAAGUUAAGUUUGAUGUGGGUUGUAAAUGGUAGUAGUUAGGGAGGGAGCCAGUCAUGGAUCACCCAGUAAUUGUUGGAUCACAUUUUUGUAUCCAUUUUACAUGCAAUCAUAGUUCACAUUCAACUAA
Messenger RNA from Telopea speciosissima, 2583 nucleotides. RefSeq names its product protein FAR1-RELATED SEQUENCE 11-like. The transcript is spliced from 6 exons. Gene Ontology annotation, biological process: regulation of DNA-templated transcription. Lineage: Eukaryota; Viridiplantae; Streptophyta; Magnoliopsida; Proteales; Proteaceae. Bases 201 to 2300 code for a protein of 699 amino acids. The record is from RefSeq and is a predicted model, not a curated record. Gene Ontology annotation, molecular function: zinc ion binding.